UUUUGCGGUAUCCUCAUUGCUUAUAAGCAGUCAAUAUGCGGAAUAUGGAGCAGAUGAACUACCUCGACGUCUCAGUCAUUGCAUUGAUGAUCUCUCAUAUUAUAAAAAGGAAACGGAUCAAAAAAUUCGAAAUACAUUAAUUGAUGAUUUUCAAAAAUUAAAUGAAUCAUUAUCUACUCUGAUUGCCUCAGGCGGUGAACCGAUUGUGCAACGUGUCAAAAAAAUUACUGGUGCACAUGCGAUGGAUUCGUUUCUUAAUAUUUCGAAUGAAGCUCAGGAAUUGUUGAAACUUGUAAUUGAUGGUGAAAAUGAAUUGAAAACAUUAAACGGUGAAUUGUUUUCAUUGCGAAAUGAGCUAACUAAGUUGUAUCGAACUUCAAUUAAUGAAAUAUACGAUUGCAUUCAUAAUGAUUUGCAAGUUAUUAAAAAGCGUUGUCAGGAAAUUGGAAAUGAACUUGCUGAUAUCGAUAACAUUACGCUUCAUCUUCGACAAGAUAUUCUUAACAGUGAUACGAUGAAUGCAUUGAAAAUGUUAGUAGAAUCAAACAUUGCUGAAAUAUUUGUUGAAGCAAUAUCGGAUUUUAAAGAUGGCGAAAUUGAAUUAAACAAAAAAGUACAAGAAAAAGAACAAGCUGUACAAAUAAGCAUAAAAGAAAUUCAACAUGAUCUGUUACGUAUUGCUGAUACGCUAUCAACACAAUUACGACAAAUUAAACCUGAAUUAUUGCAUAAUGUAUUGAAACAGUACAUGGGUGAUAGUUAUCAUAGUAUUGUUCAAUACACAUGGUAUGCAUCUCUAACUUUAUGUGCCAUAUUUUCAUUAAAAGCGCUUUAUUUCUUAUUUGCAUUAUGUUAUGGUUGUUUUGGACGACGACCAAAUGAUUAUCGAAAUGAUUGCUGUAUACGAACCACCGGCAGUAAACUUUUCGUUUGUGGAAUUUGGUUAGCAAUAAUACUGUUACCAUUGAUAGCUGCAUUAACAGCUUCCUUUCUAUUGAUUGGUGUUAAUGCCUAUUCACUUGGAUGUUGGCCAUUGGAUGAUCCCUUUUCAAGGCCUGAUAUGCUUUCGCUUAGUGAACGUAUAUUUGAUGCAUGGCGUAGUAAACAGAUAGAAGAAGACUUAUCACCACUAAUGAAUCAAUUAUCAUUAGCUAAUGUAAUACGAUCAUGUAUGCGUAAUGAAACAUUAUAUCAUAUAUUUGCAAUGGAUAACAAGUAUCAUUUAUAUGAUUUACGACAAUAUGGUAAGGAAUUAUACGAUCGCUUAGAAUUAAAUAUUCAAGAUGGUUUUUCGGAUAUUAAUUUAUCGAAAUCAAUUGCAACAUUUGCUUCACCGGAACAACUUACAAUGUUACAACAAAUUGUUAAUAUUACCAUCGAAUCGAAUAUUCCACUAAUUUCCCUUCAGAUCAAAGAUGAUGUGGAACAACUCGAAAAAAUUCCUCGAUUGAUAAAUUUGAUCGAAGAUGAUCAUGCUAUUGAAAAUCUUCCACGAUCUGUUCAAAUAAUUGCUGAACAAUGGCGAACAUUCCAGAUAAAAAAUGUAAAUCCGACACUGUUAAGUCAUGCUAAUGCAUUAAAAAUGCUUACUGAAUUAAACAAUCGAUUAGAACGGAUCGCAUUACCGAGUGUAGCAUUAUCAGCUAAAUUACAACAUGCACAAGCAUUGUUAUCAUCAAAUUUGAAUGAAUAUUUUCGAGCGGCUGCUGAUCAAUUGGUGCAAGAAAUGAAACAACAAAUUGGAAAAUAUAUCGAACAUGUUCGCGUACAGAAUGGUGUUUGGGCAUCAAUGGUUAUAAGUAUUUUAUGUACUAUACCACUUAUCAUUAUGGGAUCUGCAGCAUCGGAACUGUAUAAAAAGAAACAUCCUUAUCCAAAAUACAUUGUAAAUGAGCCAACAAAUACAGAUGGGCAAGGAGCAUCAGGCACACUUGUUACUGAUUCCUAUGACGUAAGAAGUAAACAACAAAAAUUAAUGUAUCCAAAUACCUAUGCAAUGUAUUUUGGUUAUCCGCCACCCUAUUUGAGAACAAGGAGUUGA
Molecule: messenger RNA, 2041 nt
Organism: Acanthocheilonema viteae
Lineage: Eukaryota; Metazoa; Nematoda; Chromadorea; Rhabditida; Onchocercidae
Source: the annotation of a GenBank genome assembly